Messenger RNA from Cylindrotheca closterium, 936 nucleotides. Lineage: Eukaryota; Bacillariophyta; Bacillariophyceae; Bacillariales; Bacillariaceae. The record is from the annotation of a GenBank genome assembly.
AUGGGAGACAACAGGAACAACCCCCUUAGGCCAGCAAUGCUCUCUCAAUCAAUAUCUCGUCGUCGACAACGCAAUAAUACUACGAGUCCAAGAAAAGUGACCUUUCUCGCCUCGUGCUGGGCCAUCUUUUGCAUACUCUCAUGCUAUUCCGUGGAGGUUGUCAUUGCUGUUGAUAGUGAUUACGACUAUGUCAAGGAAGUGCUAGAAGAAGAACAGCAACAUUAUGGGGACGAUUACAAUAACAAUGAUGACCGUACACAAGAAUCAAAAGAAGAACUGCUUCGCAAACAACAGGAGCAAGCCAAAGCACACCAGGAAGAACAAGAUCGACUGCGUGCCGAAAAGCUAGCCCAAGAACGAGAACGAUCCUUUCAAAAAGAAUUGGCGAGAUUGGACGAAGAACAAAGGAAAAAAGCUCUGAAACAAAAGAAAAAGGAUACCAAAUUGGUAAAGACCAUUCUGAAAUGGUCCCAACAGUCGUCAAUACCCGAUCCAAAGACUGGUGCGAUCCAAGUUCCUGAUUUCUACAAAAUUUUGGGUCUACGGAAUUGGAACUUGUACUUGCCAGCCAAAAAAAUUGAAGCGGGUCCCAUAAAGUUCACUUUUCCUGGUGUGACUUUGAAAAAGACAUCGCAAAAAGACAUCCGCAAGGCCUUUCGAUUACGGACCAAGAUGGUCCAUCCGGACAAGAACAAAGAUGGCUUUGCCCAUGAGGCCUUUUUAGCAGUCGAACAUGCCGCUUCGGUAUUGUCAGAUGAGACCUCUCGCAAACAGUACGACCUCCAGUUGCAAGCCUGGCAAAAAGCCCAUUGGGAACAACAGCAGGAAGUAGUGAUGCGUGUUUGGAGGACCAUUCGAAAUACCAUGAAAGCGAUUUCCUCAGUACUGGGUCCCUUUGCGACUCCGAUUUUCAUCUUGACUGCCCUUAUAAUAUAG